Messenger RNA from Larimichthys crocea (large yellow croaker), 2634 nucleotides. It is a transcript of the gene tmem185a, whose product is annotated as transmembrane protein 185. Lineage: Eukaryota; Metazoa; Chordata; Actinopteri; Sciaenidae. Bases 185 to 1243 code for a protein of 352 amino acids. The transcript has 7 exons. The record is from RefSeq and is a predicted model, not a curated record.
CGGCUAUCUUCGGCUCUCUCCGGCCGGGUCACGUGAUCUCCGAGUGCAAAAACAAAACACUCGGGCUACCUGCUAGCAGAGCUGCGAUGACACCGAGCCGAACCUCAGGAUGUGUGUCCGUGAACCAACCGACGACCCGGGGAACUAACGCUGCUUAGCUCGGCCGCUGCUCCGCGCUCACACCAUGAAUCUGAGGGGACUCUUCCAGGACUUCAACCCCAGUAAGUUCCUGAUCUACUCCUGUCUGCUGCUGUUCUCCGUCUUGCUGUCCUUGAGGCUCGAUGGAGUCAUCCAGUGGAGCUACUGGGCGGUGUUCACCCCAAUAUGGCUGUGGAAGCUUCUGGUCAUCAUCGGGGCCUCCGUGGGCACCGGAGUCUGGGCACACAACCCCCAGUACAGGGCUGAAGGGGAGACCUGCGUGGAGUUCAAAGCCAUGCUGAUCGCGGUGGGCCUCCACGUCCUGUUGCUGAUGUUCGAGGUGUUGGUGUGCGACCGCGUGGCGAGGGGAAACUACUUCUGGCUCCUCGUCUUCAUGCCUCUCUUCUUCGUGUCGCCCGUCUCCGUAGCAGCCUGCGUUUGGGGGUUUAGACACGACAGAUCCCUCGAGCUGGAGGUUUUGUGUUCAGUUAACAUCCUUCAGUUCAUCUUCAUCGCUCUGAGGCUGGACAGGAUCAUCAACUGGCCGUGGCUGGUGGUGUGUGUCCCUCUGUGGAUCUUGAUGUCCUUCCUGUGCCUUGUCGUCCUCUACUACAUCAUCUGGUCCGUCCUCUUCCUGCGCUCCAUCGACAUCAUCGCCGAGCAGCGACGGACUCACAUCACCAUGGCGAUCAGCUGGAUGACCAUCGUCGUGCCUCUCCUCACCUUUGAGAUCCUUCUGGUUCACAAGUUGGACGGCCACAACAGUCUGAGCUACGUCUGUGUGUUCGUCCCUCUCUGGCUGUCUCUGCUCACACUCAUGGCCACCACGUUUGGACAGAAGGGAGGGAACCACUGGUGGUUUGGCAUCCGUAAGGACUUCUGCCACUUCCUGCUGGAGCUCCUCCCUUUCCUGCGAGAGUACGGCAACGUGUCGUACGACCUGCAGCGCAGCGACGACCCCGAGGCGGCCGAGGACCUGCCCGUGCCCGAGCCGCCGCCCAAGAUUGCCCCCAUGUUCCACAAGAAGACCGGCGUGGUGAUCACGCAGAGUCCCGGGAAAUACUUUGUCCCACCGCCGAAACUCUGCAUCGACAUGCCCGACUAAAAAUGUACGGCGGCAGGGACGUGAAGCCGAAACAGCAGAGGGCGCUGUGCUGAAGGAUUUGGUCCCCACACCUAAAAAACAAAAACAAAAAAAAACUCUGCAUCAGCAUAACUGACAGGGGUGACACGUGAGCACCAAUAAGAAGACGGAUGAAUGAGUCUGUCGAGGACUGAGCGGUGGAACCAAAAGAGAGGACUUCUUUGUUUCUCACCUGCAGGCGAAGGUUCACUGUGUUACUCAACUCCUAAUUUUAUCCAUUGUGAAGAUUUCUUUGGGGGUAAACUGACCAGGCGAGACUGGAUCUACGCGGACUUCUCUAAAUAUACGUGACUCUGUUACAGCCGCAGAUCUGACUGAAUCAAAGAUGACGCUUGCCUUGCUUCGUGAUGGGGACCAUUUUGGGAUCAGUGUACCCGCAAUAGCUACUGUUCUCACUUUUGACCAUGCAGGUGGGAGGCGGAGUUAACGGAAGGGGCUCAGAUUUUCACAGGUCGGUCUUUGCAUGAUACUCGGACGCCUCGACGGACGCCGAUAGUUAUUCCAGUUUAAGAGACGAGGCGAGAAGAAUCUACAGUUCUUGAGCGUAAAAAUGAAACCAAAAGCUGCGACGAGGCUUCAGUUUGUUUGUUUGUUUUUGUAUGAAAUUCCCCCACUGAGUUUCACUGAAAUAACAGUGGGAAUUUCUGAAACUAUCACUUGAUUUGUCUGAAUUCGAAACCUCUUUUCAGCUUCGGUUAACGCAUCUUUAUGCAGAACUGUGAGUUUUGUCUCGUCUAUGGCGACUCUUUUGGUGGAUAUACGCCAUGGAAAGACAGACCUGGAAAUAAAUCUGAGCCUUUUCUUUUAAAAAAGAAAAAGAGAAACCUGGAAAUGGCACUUUGUUAAAAUGUCUGACCUGUCAGUUUUUUUGUAUUCCUUUUAUUUUUUUGUGUAUAUAACACAAGUUGUCAAAUUUGGGACCAGAAUGGAGACGGCGAGCGAGAGUUUAGAUGCAAGCAAAAAAAGAAAAUCACACACUUCUGUUUGAAUUUAACGUCACCAUCAAACCACUGAAGAAGAUUCUCAGUUACCGUGGCGGAUACAGUCAAUUAUAUUUCCCGUACGGCAGUUUGGAGAUAGAAAAAUGAAUGUUCAAAAAGAAAAUCGUACAUAUUGGCCUUAACAGGUUGAAACAAUGAAAAAAUAACAUUUUAUCCACCUUCAAUAGAGAGUAUAACUCCUUUUAGAUUUGCAAGAUUUAAGAAGUACAUCAAGUAAAAAUAUUGUUGAUCCAGUUUUGUUUUUAUUUUCUCUUCUUGGACAACCUGAUCGCUGGACUUUCCAGCGUGCGCUGUGUAAUUCUUUUUUUCACACACAUUGUGUGUCUUUUUCCAUUAAAUUGGUCUGAUUUA